This is a messenger RNA of Pungitius pungitius (ninespine stickleback), 5559 nucleotides long. RefSeq names its product zinc finger, MIZ-type containing 1a (gene zmiz1a). The coding region runs from base 835 to 3732 and encodes 965 amino acids. Gene Ontology annotation, molecular function: zinc ion binding; SUMO ligase activity. Gene Ontology annotation, biological process: protein sumoylation; regulation of transcription by RNA polymerase II. Gene Ontology annotation, cellular component: chromatin. The transcript has 20 exons. The record is from RefSeq and is a predicted model, not a curated record. Lineage: Eukaryota; Metazoa; Chordata; Actinopteri; Perciformes; Gasterosteidae.
UGAGUGUGCGUGUGUGUGUGAUGGCAACUUAGAGAGACGGGGCAGCGGCGCGCUCCACAGACUAGGCAGAGCACAUCAAUAACAGCCGCUCACGACAGAGGUGAGAACAUCUGGAAUAUCUUGCCAUCUCCGUCUCUGCCCCUGUUUGUCUGCGUCGGCUCGCCGUCUUUAUCGCUUCCUCUCGUCCUCCCUCCUCCCUCGGCUGUCUCCUCCGCUCCCUCCGUCUAUUUCUCUCUCUCCCUCCCACCCACACCCACCCCCCUGCAGUCUCGAGAGUGUGUUGGAGCCGGUAGCAGGUACAGCAGGAGCCCAUUAGUGCUGAGCCCCGCUCUGAUUGGAUGAGCCGGAGAAACCGGGAGACUGCCUCUGAAUAAUUGAUGUGCAUUGUGCAGAAGCUGGACAAGGGGAAACGACAGAUCAGAGAGCAAGAGAGAGUGAGACGGAAGGAGAGUGCAAAAGAAAGGAAGAGAUAAAGACAGGGGAGGAAGUAAGUAAGUGAGUGAGAAGGAGAGGAAGAGUGAGCAGAGUAACGGAUACGUGCAGAGAGUGCGAGUGGUAAGGCGCAGGCAGGAGGCUUGGAAGCAGCAAACGCUUUGAGAGUUGCCCCUGGCCUCUGCGGAAACUGGAGCAUUUGUGACACUUGAGUCUUUUCUCUGCACUAUGAAGGGAAUAAGAUGAGAUGUGCAGGGACUUUGCUUGGUUCUGGAAACCAGCACCUGCAGGAGAUGUCAGAGUGACUCAGCGCUGCUGUCGUCGUGGUGCGAGGAGCUGGGUCGUCUCCUCCUGCUGCGUCACCAGAAGAGCAGGCAGAACGAACCGCAGGGAAAGGUUCCCAUGCAGCCCAGUAUGAACAGCAUGAAGCCCGGCCUCACACACAGUGAUGGAUCCUUUCCUUAUGACUGGCAACAAAACUCCAACCAGCCCCCUGGGUCAUUGUCCGUGGUUACAACGGUUUGGGGCGUCACCAAUACGUCACAGAGUCAGGUGCUCGCUAACCAUAUGGCGAAUAGCAAUAACUCCAUGAAUCCCGGAGGUAACCCUAUGGGAUCGGGCCUAUCUGCCAGCGGGCCCGGCCUCAACUCCCCCCAGUUCAAUGCUCAGCAGCAGCAGCAGUUUCCAAAUAAAGGAGGCUCCAACCAACAGUACAUGCAGCAGGGCAUGUACGGCAGGCCUGGCUACCCCGGAGGUCCUGGGGGAUACAGCGGGAGUUACUCGGGAGGCCCAAACCCUCCUCCAGGAGGAAUGGGAUUGACCUCCCACUCACGUCCUCCUGGUGACUUCACGCAGCCAGCUGCCGCCGCGGCAGCCGCCGCCGUCGCUGCCGCCGCUGCCACGGCAACGGCCACGGCAACGGCAACGGUGGCAGCGAUGCAGGAAACCCAGAAUAAAGACAUGAGCCAGUAUGGACAGAUGUGUUCUUCCUUCCAGAUGGGCCCCGCACAAACCUACAGCAGCCAGUUCAUGAACCCGUCGGGCCCACGAGGCCCCCCUGGAGGUAUGAACCCCGGCAACAUGGGUUCAGCCAUGAACAACCCCAACAUGAGUGGCCCUCCAAUGGGCAUGAGCCAGGCUCGUACUCCAGGCAUGGUGCCCUUCGGGGCUCACGGCCAAAGGAUGCCCCAGCAGGGGUAUCCCGGGGGACCUCGACAGGGCAUGCCAAUGCAGGCGAUGAAGAGGCCAUAUCCUGGGGAGGCAAGUUACGGGGGUCAGCAGUACGGGCCGAACAGUCAGUUCCCACCACAGCAGGGGCAGUACCCCGCAUCAAACGCCUCCAGGCCGCUGCCCUCUCCAAACUACCCCGGCCAAAGGAUGCCGGGGCAGCAAGGCCAAGGACAGUACCCACCUGGCAUGCCCAUGAGCCAGUACUACAAGCAAGAACCCUUUAAUGGUCAGAACACCAACUUCCCUGGAGGUGGAUACUCUUACGGCCAAGGCAACGGGCCCCCGAGGCCUGUGAACUACCCCCACUCGCCGGUCCCUGGGAACCCCACACCGCCUAUGACCCCCGGAAGUAAUAUCCCUCCGUACUUGUCGCCAAACCCGGACGUGAAGCCGCCGUUUCCACCCGACAUGAAACCAAAUAUGACAGCGCUUCCGCCCCCUCCGUCUAACCCCAACGAGGAGCUGCGGCUGACGUUCCCCGUCAGGGACGGGGUGGUGCUGGAGCCGUUCCGCCUGGAGCACAACCUGGCCGUCAGUAACCACGUCUUCCACCUGCGACCCUCCGUCCACCAGACGCUCAUGUGGAGGUCGGACCUUGAGCUCCAGUUCAAGUGCUACCAUCAUGAAGACAGGCAGAUGAACACCAACUGGCCCGCCUCCGUCCAGGUCAGCGUCAACGCCACGCCCCUCACCAUCGAGAGGGGAGACAACAAAACCUCCCACAAGCCCCUGCACCUGAAGCACGUAUGCCAACCUGGAAGAAACACCAUCCAGAUAACGGUCACCGCCUGCUGUUGUUCCCACCUGUUUGUGCUGCAGCUGGUCCACAGGCCAUCUGUGCGAUCCGUCCUCCAGGGGCUCCUGAAGAAAAGGCUCCUUCCAGCAGAACACUGCAUCACCAAGGUUAAGAGGAACUUCAGCAGCGUGGCGGCCUCUGCGGGAAGCACUACUCUCAACGGGGAAGACGGCGUGGAGCAGACGGCCAUCAAAGUGUCGGUGAAAUGUCACAUCACCUUCCGACGCAUCCAGCUGCCCGCACGGGGGCACGACUGCAAACAUGUCCAGUGCUUUGAUCUGGAGUCCUACCUGCAGCUCAACUGUGAGAGGGGGACGUGGAGGUGUCCUGUGUGCAAUAAAACGGCACUAUUAGAAGGUCUGGAGGUGGACCAAUACAUGUGGGGAAUCCUCAACGCCAUCCAAAACUCAGAGUUUGAGGAGGUCACUAUAGACCCCACGUGUAGCUGGAGACCUGUGCCCAUAAAGUCUGAGAUCCACAUCAAAGAGGACCCCGACGGACCACUCGCCAAGCGCUUCAAGACCAUGAGCCCCAGUCAGAUGACCAUGCCCAAUGUGAUGGAGAUGAUCGCCCAGCUAGGGCCCGGUUCAGGACCUGGACCGGGCCCUUUACUCGGCCCCAGCCCUUACCCGCCACACCCCAGUCAACAUCCCAGUGGCAACGGGGGCGAUUACCCCGGAGCAGGCAACAGUUACCACGGCCAAGGGAACUUUGACUUCCCUCAUGGGAACCCCUCUGGUGGUGGUGGUGGUGGAGGUGGAGGAGGUCCCCCUAUGAAUGACUUCGUCCAUGGCCCCCAGCUCUCCCACCCGCCAGACGGCCCGGGUGGGCUCCUCUCCCAGGACAAGCCCCUCAAUCACGGCAUGAAUGAUGCAAUGUCCCAUACCGAUCAGUCCCAUAACUCCAUGCAGCAGAGCUUGCAUGCGUCUCCCCGCCCCGGCGGCCACUCAGGGCCGCCUUUACAUCACAGUGGCCAGUCAGGGCCGCCGUUGCAUCACGGCGGCCAACCAUCGCAGCCGCCUCGCCAGUCGCAGCCUCAGCCGCCGCAUCAGCAACCUCAGCAGCCCGGGCAGAACAGUCACCCCCACAGCGAUUUGAACUUUAACCCCUCCUCGGAUGGGCAGAUGGGUCAGGGAGCCCAGGACAUGCCUGAACCAUCCCUGGAUCUGCUUCCAGAGCUGGCCAACCCCGACGAGUUAUUAUCGUACCUGGACCCUCCCGACCUUCCCACCAACAGCAACGACGACCUUCUCUCCCUCUUUGAGAACAACUAGCCCCUGAAGAGAAAAAAAACAAAACCCUCCUGCACCUACGGGAGUCGUGAUUGUGUUUGACUGUCCGUCCACAGACACCUCAGCGACCUCCUAUCGAUACUUCAAACAGCUUCCUAUGCUCAUGCACGCACACACGCACCCACAGUCUACGGACAGGAAACGUGUGGCACAGGAGCGCGGCCGAAAAAGAGACGUCUGUUCGGGACGUCCGAGGGAGGGAGCCGGACCGCCACUCAUCCCGUCUGUCCUCGUGUAAAGAUUCCACGCACCAGUUCCACCGCCUUUGACUCUAAACACACCAUUCACGGCCAGCCAUGUUGGCGGGCACUAAAGUGAGAUAUAUAUAUGUAUAUAUAUGCAUUUAUAUAUAUAUAUACAUAUAUAUAUAUAGGUACAUACACAUGAUAAUUGUGACUUUUUUAACAGUAAACUGUGCAGCUAUAAUCAUGUGUAACCAACACAGAGGAGACAGGAGCCUUUGUGGGCUUUAGGAAAAGUGUUGUAGCGUUGUUUUGUUUUUAUUUUUGUGAAAAAAAACAUUGUCUUGUAAGAGUGUUUUUAUCAUUUUCGAAAUGAGUUCUUCAAAAAUGUAGGCACAUGCCAUCAUGCCCUUUGACUCCCAGACUUGUGGUAAAACAGUGCACUUUGUCCAAUGCAGUGUGUGUGUGAGAGGGUGUGUGUGAGGGUGUAUAUGCGUAUGUUUGUGCGAGCGCGCGUGUGUGUGUGUGAGUGUUUGCAUACGUUUGUGUGUCCUCUUUUGUUUGCGUGUGAUGGACAGUGAGGAGAGAGUUUGAGCCUGAGGAGGGAAGAAAAAUAUCGAAUCGGAAAGAAAUACACCACAAUCCACUCUAAGAGCUGUCUCAGUACUUUAUGUCCAGUCUGUAGUCGUUCUAGUGUAUUUAUUGUAGUGUUUCGCUCUUCCUCAACAAACUCACCACCAUUUUGUCCACAAGUGCAUGUGUGCCAAUGGCUCCUGUUGUCUUUGUCCAGCCUAACCAUGCUUGAUCAAAUAAUUGUCUCUCGUUUUAUAUUUAUUAUUUUAUUUCAAAUUCAUCUGUUUUUUUUGUUUUUUUUUAAGUGUUUAAUCAUCCCACACAGAAAUGAAUCAGAUACACAUCACCAAAGUUGUCCUAUGCUUUUUGUAAGUGGCUGGACCUGGAUGUAACGUCGAUGCAAGAGCAGGAUUUCAACAUCCUACAGACGUCUACAGAAGUAUUUAAAUCACUGUUUUAUAGAAGCGUCUGUGAUUGUUCUGAUCUUUCCUUUUGUUGUUUUGUUACUGUUGAAUUGCAUCUUUUUGGGAAAAACAUCCUGCAUGAUCCAACAGUUUCCCAAGCUGUUGUAUACACCCAUUGUGGAUACUUUGUGACUGUACAGUACUGUACCUAUCUGUUACUGAUAACUACAUGGUACUGUAUGUCUGUCAAGGACUACACACUCGCACGCACACACACACACACACACACACACACACACACUCAAUCCCUUCCUAAUCAGUUCCAUAUUGUAACAAAUUGAUCUAGAUGCACCCACUGGACUUGUAUUGAGUACCUGUGUGUUGUUUCUCUUUUGUGACAAUGCAUUGGGCAAAAGGAAUAUUCAGACUGCUCAGCAGAAAGUUAUCAAAGUUUUUAUUUUCUUAUGUAUACAAAUUGAUCAGCUUUAAAUUUGGUGUUUUCUGUCUAAAAGAUUGUUGAUGCAGCUUAGAGGUCCAAAUUUCUCAAAAACAGACCUGUGAGGUAACGAAACAAGCGACCUUGUUUUUAUUUAAAUUGAAAAUGCAAAAAAUGUCCUCUUGAUUGUUUCAAACCCUGAUUAUUAGUUUUU